GUAUGUGAACCAUGGGCGGUCCACUGAGGUUGGCUACUUUAGGAGCAGGCCCUGCCCCUGGCAACAGCAGAAAACUGGACAACAGCAAGAAACAGAUGCUACAGGGGAGAACUGCUGCAAUCGAGACAUUUCCAAGAAGAAGAAACACUUCUCUUGGAGGGCAAGGCAAGGAGCGGACGAUAACAUUUGCUUUCUCUUUAUCCUGUUCAUAGUGGGAUCACAGCCAAGCAAGCAAGUUUACAGCAACCGACCUCUCCUCGACUGUCUCACCUAUCCUCUCCAUCCAGCACGCUGCCAUGGAUCGCUCGGUGCAGGAGCUGUUCCUCAACUUCAUGAUCGUCUUAAUCACUGUGCUGCUGAUGUGGCUGCUGGUGAAAUCUUACCAGGACUAAAAAAUUAAGCAAUGAGAGAGGACACGGACGUGAGGCGGAGGGGAUGGAGAGACACGUGCGUCGGGAAACUGGCGUGGUUAUCGGAAGACUUGGCUGCUGGCUAAAUUGAAUACAGUGUUUACACCUACAGCUCUGCUUAUUCAUGUGAGGUCAACAAUAAGUGGUUACUAUAGCCGGGACAAACUAUGAAUGAUAAAAUAGUUCACAAUCUGUAUUUUUAGUGUUUUUUGUUUUGUUUUUUGAAUAAGGCCAUGAAUGUGAAAUCACAGCAGAGUGGUCAGGGUUAAUAAAUAAGAAUGAAAUUGUUGAAAACCCAAAUGGGAUGGCUUGAAAACUCUAAAAAAAAUGCAAUGUCACUAUAAACAGGAGUGCAUACCAUAGCCUGUAUGUCUAAGUGCCCAAAUCAUUUAACAAUGCUGUUGUGUCCAAUUUUUCAGUUUUUUUGUCAAAGUGAUGAACACAACAAACAAGCUUAUAAAACUCAUAAAACAAGACAACAGGAAUUUUGAAGCAUUAUGUUUAUGAUCACUUCUUAACAUUAAACAGUCUUUCAUUUGUUUAGCUUCUGUUUCUCAGCACAAACUUGCCAUGCAGUCAUGAUUCACACCCACAUUUGCUCUUUGCGGGUUUGUUAAACUUUAAUCUAUACUAUCCUUUUGAAGCUACAGAGUGUUUCUCUACGACUGAUAAAGUGCAGAUGAAAAACUGUUGUGUACACCCGGAGAAGAGAACCAGAACAUGCAUGGACACGUGGCAAUGUAAUAACAGAAUAAAGGCAAGCUGAUUAAA
Messenger RNA from Oreochromis aureus, 1181 nucleotides. Its product is annotated as sarcolipin. Gene Ontology annotation, molecular function: enzyme regulator activity. The coding region runs from base 297 to 392 and encodes 31 amino acids. Gene Ontology annotation, cellular component: membrane. The transcript is spliced from 2 exons. Lineage: Eukaryota; Metazoa; Chordata; Actinopteri; Cichliformes; Cichlidae. The record is from RefSeq and is a predicted model, not a curated record.